Messenger RNA from Knipowitschia caucasica, 3864 nucleotides. The record is from the annotation of a GenBank genome assembly. Lineage: Eukaryota; Metazoa; Chordata; Actinopteri; Gobiiformes; Gobiidae.
AUGGUACCUCUGACCAUCGAGCACUGGAACUACCAUAGGAUUAUGGUACCUCUGACCAUCGAGCACUGGAACUACUAUAGGGUUAUGGUACCUCUGACCAUCGAUCACUGGAACUACCAUAGGGUUAUGGUACCUCUGACCAUCGAUCACUGGAACUACCAUAGGGUUAUGGUACCUCUGACCAUCGAGCACUGGAACUACCAUAGGGUUAUGGUACCUCUGACCAUCGAGCACUGGAACUACCAUAGGGUUAUGGUACCUCUGACCAUCGAGCACUGGAACUACCAUAGGGUUAUGGUAACUCUGACCAUCGGGCACUGGAACUACCAUAGGGUUAUGGUACCUUUGACCAUCGAUCACUGGAAGUACCAUAGGGUUAUGGUACCUCUGACCAUCGAUCACUGGAAGUACCGUAAUGACAACACGUUCCUCCACGAUGUGUUACCGCCGCUGCCGGAGGUGUUGGCGUACGCUCCAGACCUGAGCUCCUCCCACUUCCACGCCCCCUCUCGCUGUAGCUCCUCCCACUGCCCCAACCCCCCUCACUGUAGCUCCUCCCACUUCCACGCCCCCUCCCGCUGUAGCUCCUCCCACAGCAUGGAGUCUGCCCUGGACUCAGCGGAGCGGCCUGUCAGCUACACGUCCACCUCGUCCUCUGCCUCGUCCCGGGACAGUCACUGCUCUCUGGGGGGUCGCCACGCCCUGAUGCAGGCACCCCCCUGCCAGGACCACCCAGACUCAGGGGCCAUACGUCUGGAGCUGGUGCCGACCCAGCAGCUGCAGGACGAGGACCGCAAAGACUUUGACGGAAAAGGGACCAGGAGGGACCACCAGAGCCCCACCUCCGCUGAGCUCAAAGAGACCACAGAGCAGGGCCUCUCUCUGGGACAGAGGACCACCGAGCAGGGCCUCUCUCUGGGACAGAGGACCACCGAGCAGGGCCUCUCUCUGGGACAGAGGACCACAGAGCCGGGCCUCUCUCUGGGACAGAGGACCACAGAGCCGGGCCUCUCUCUGGGACAGAGGACCACAGAGCCGGGCCUCUCUCUGGGACAGAGCACCACAGAGCAGGGCCUCUCUCUGGGACAGAGCACCACAGAGCAGGGCCUCUCUCUGGGACAGAGGACCACAGAGCAGGGCCUCUCUCUGGGACAGAGCACCACAGAGCAGGGCCUCUCUCUGGGACAGAGCACCACAGAGCAGGGCCUCUCUCUGGGACAGAGGACCUACGUGGACCGUGUGGUGCAGGAGAUACUGGAGACAGAGAGGACGUAUGUGCGCGACCUGCAGAGCAUUGUGGAGGAGUGUUUGCAGAGCAUCUCAGAACAGUGUGGAUCAGAGCUGAGCUCAGACGAUCAGGAAUCUCUGUUUGGAAACAUCCAGGAAAUCUACCACUUCAACAGGAGCCUCCUUCAGGAUCUGGAACGAUGUGAGGCCGACCCUGUGGCCAUCGCUGAGUGCUUCGUGACCAAGCUGAUCACAGGUACAAACACUCUUUACCUGAUCACAGGUACAAACUACACUAACCCUAACCCAGAUCACAGAUCACAGGUACAAACACAGAUCACAGGUACAAACACAGACACUCUUUACCAGAUCACAGGUACAAACACAGACACUCUUUACCAGAUCACAGGUACAAACACAGACACUCUUUACCAGAUCACAGCUGUGGUUACAGACGUUACGGCUGUGGUUACAGACGUUACUGCUGUGGUUACGGACGUCACGGCUGUGGUUACGGACGUUACGGCUGUGGUUACGGACGUCACGGCUGUGGUUACGGACGUCACGGCUGUGGUUACGGACGUCACGGCUGUGGUUACGGACGUUACUGCUGUGGUUACGGACGUCACGGCUGUGGUUACAGACGUUACUGCUGUGGUUACGGACGUCACGGCUGUGGUUACGGACGUCACGGCUGUGGUUACGGACGUCACGGCUGUGGUUACGGACGUCACGGCUGUGGUUACGGACGUCACGGCUGUGGUUACGGACGUUACUGCUGUGGUUACGGACGUCACGGCUGUGGUUACAGACGUUACUGCUGUGGUUACGGACGUCACGGCUGUGGUUACGGACGUCACGGCUGUGGUUACGGACGUCACGGCUGUGGUUACGGACGUUACUGCUGUGGUUACGGACGUCACGGUUGUGGUUACGGACGUCACGGCUGUGGUUACGGACGUUGCGGCUGUGGUUACGGACGUCACGGCUGUGGUUACGGACGUUACUGCUGUGGUUACGGACGUCACGGCUGUGGUUACAGACGUUACUGCUGUGGUUACGGACGUCACGGCUGUGGUUACGGACGUCACGGCUGUGGUUACGGACGUCACGGCUGUGGUUACGGACGUUACUGCUGUGGUUACGGACGUCACGGUUGUGGUUACGGACGUCACGGCUGUGGUUACGGACGUUGCGGCUGUGGUUACGGACGUUACGGCUGUGGUUAUCUACUACUGUUGUUUUUCAGAGCGAAGACUUCCACAUCUACACACAGUACUGCACCAACUACCCACGGAAUGGACUGGUCUCAUCAGUGUCCUCGGUCUCAUCAGUGUCCUCGGUCUCAUCAGUGUCCUCGGUCUCAUCAGUGUGUCCUCGGUCUCAUCAGUGUCCUCGGUCUCAUCAGUGUCCUCGGUCUCAUCAGUGUGUCCUCGGUCUCAUCAGUGUGUCCUCGGUCUCAUCAGUGUGUCCUCGGUCUCAUCAGUGUGUCCUCGGUCUCAUCAGUGUGUCCUCGGUCUCAUCAGUGUGUCCUCGGUCUCAUCAGUGUGUCCUCGGUCUCAUCAGUGUGUCCUCGGUCUCAUCAGUGUGUCCUCGGUCUCAGUCUCAUUAGUGUGUCCUCGGUCUCAUCAGUGUGUCCUCGGUCUCAUCAGUGUGUCCUCGGUCUCAUCAGUGUCCUCAGUCUCAUUAGUGUGUCCUCGGUCUCAUCAGUGUGUCCUCGGUCUCAUCAGUGUCCUCGGUCUCAUCAGUGUGUCCUCGGUCUCAUCAGUGUGUCCUCGGUCUCAUCAGUGUCCUCGGUCUCAUCAGUGUGUCCUCGGUCUCAUCAGUGUGUCCUCGGUCUCAUCAGUGUCCUCGGUCUCAUCAGUGUGUCCUCGGUCUCAUCAGUGUCCUCGGUCUCAUCAGUGUGUCCUCGGUCUCAUCAGUGUGUCCUCGGUCUCAUCAGUGUCCUCGGUCUCAUCAGUGUCCUCGGUCUCAUCAGUGUGUCCUCGGUCUCAUCAGUGUGUCCUCGGUCUCAGUCUCAUUAGUGUGUCCUCGGUCUCAUCAGUGUGUCCUCGGUCUCAUCAGUGUCCUCGGUCUCAUCAGUGUCCUCGGUCUCAUCAGUGUGUCCUCGGUCUCAUCAGUGUGUCCUCGGUCUCAUCAGUGUCCUCGGUCUCAUCAGUGUGUCCUCGGUCUCAUCAGUGUGUCCUCGGUCUCAUCAGUGUCCUCGGUCUCAUCAGUGUGUCCUCGGUCUCAUCAGUGUCCUCGGUCUCAUCAGUGUGUCCUCGGUCUCAUCAGUGUGUCCUCGGUCUCAUCAGUGUCCUCGGUCUCAUCAGUGUGUCCUCGGUCUCAUCAGUGUGUCCUCGGUCAGUUGCGGUCCUCACAGACUGCAUGAGGAAUAAAACUUUAGCGAAGUUGUUCCGAGAGCGUCAGGAGACUCUGCAUCACUCUCUUCCUCUGGGCUCUUACCUCCUGAAGCCGGUGCAGAGGAUUCUCAAGUACCACCUGCUGCUGCACGAGAUGGUUACACACCUGGAUGACUCAGUGUCUGUGGAGAUGGUGCAGGAGGCGAUCGACACGAUGCAGAGAGUCGCUCGACACAUCAACAACAUGAAGAGGAAACACGAGCACUCACUCCGACUGCAGGUCAGCUCUAACUAA